AUUUACCUAGAAAUCAAUCCUAGAAAGCAUUUCCCCAUAUUGAUUUCUCGUUACUAUAUUCAGAUUACUACAAUCCUAUCAGCUAAGAACUAAACUGCCAUCAUGAAAUUCGAAACAGUGGCCAUAUUCGGGGCUACAGGCCAAAUAGGCCAACUCAUCGUGCAAGCCUUCCAAAAGUGCAAGAAACAAAACUUCAAACUCAUCCAGGUCGUGCAGCCGGGUCACGACGAAGAAGCGCGCAGGAACCCCGGUGUCGACGCGAAGUUCAUCGACAUUACUUCAGCAAGCAAAGAGGAGAUCGCCACUGCGCUGCAGGGGGUGGAUGUUGUGGUUAGUGCCCUCGGUGGCAAAGGCAUGGAAAUGCAACCUCUGAUCCAGGAUGCAGCGGAUGUUGCCGGCGUCAAGAGGUUCUAUCCGAGUGAGUAUGGCAUGCAUCAUAUCUACCGCAAGCCGGGCGAUGAUUGGGGGUAUCUUCAUCCUAUAUGGGACAUGAAAGAAGUUUCGAAUGAGAAAUGUCUUCACCACCCUGCCGUGAAGGAGGGGAGGAUGUCAUACACACUGAUCGGCUGCGGCGACUUUUAUGACCAAGAUCGUGAGCCGACAUGGUGCCCCUGGACCCAGACGGACGUCGACAAGUACACGCUGCGGAUAGUUGGAGACGCCAACGCCAGAUGCGACUUUACGAACCGCCAUGACCUCGCCGCUUACUUGGUCGAAUCUUGCUGCCACCCGGAGAGAUCGGAGAAUGCGACGCUGAAUUUUGUCAGUGAUCACAUCAGUUACAACGAGAUUGCAAGUCUGCUGGAGAAAUAUGCCAAGCGGCCCGUCGAGAAGGUCUUCAUCAGCGAGGAGGACAUGCAUGCGUAUAUCGCAGACCCGUCGUCGGCGCCAGCGGCACUGCGCGAGGGAAGCCCUUUCCCGCUGGAUUUCUGGAUGAUGGUCAAGGGUGCCCAGGGACAGGGCCGGUUUUGGAGGCCCCCUGGUCAGGUCCAUAAUAAUCUUUUCCCGGACGUUGAAGUGACGCCAUUUGAGGCUUAUUUCCAGAGGCGCUUCGCUUAGCUUGUGUUAUUACGAUCUCUAGGUCGUUGAGGGCUCAAAUGCAGGAAUUUAAGGCUCCCGCUCGUCGAGGGGUUUUAAGACUUGUUUGUGAUGUCUUGGACGGCGGCCUCGACUUUGUCCUGUUAUAUGUUGAUAUAUAAAGUCGGAGUCUGACUCGGGAUGAUGUCGGGUUAGAUUGUGCGCUUUCACCUUGGAACGAGAUGCUACGUAGAUUAUUACCCCCAGCGGCAUAAAGAAUCUUGA
Aspergillus homomorphus CBS 101889 is the source of this 1302-nucleotide messenger RNA. Its product is annotated as NAD(P)-binding protein. The coding region runs from base 103 to 1059 and encodes 318 amino acids. Lineage: Eukaryota; Fungi; Ascomycota; Eurotiomycetes; Eurotiales; Aspergillaceae. The record is from RefSeq and is a predicted model, not a curated record. The transcript is spliced from 2 exons.